AUGUUUCCAUAUCUAUCAAAAUGUCAAAAAUAUUUUGAUCUACCCUUCUCACCGUUCUUAUCGACCACGCCACCAUCAGCUGGAACGCAACUGGAAAAAUCAAGUUUAUCGGAAACUUAUCUGACAAAACUACCCAAGAAACAGCAAGAAAUUAUAGAAAAAUUAAGGUCUAAUGGCACAACACCUCUUGGUGGUGGCACCAAUAUAUCAGCUGAAGUGGCAAAAGCAGUUGCAGAAGCCUUGAAAACAAACCAGACAUUAACAACUCUUUAUAUGUGGAACAACAAUGUAUCAAAUGAAGGGGUAAAAACAGUUGCAGAGGCCGUGAAAAAGAAUAAGAUGUGUGACGUGAAUUAUUAG
Didymodactylos carnosus is the source of this 360-nucleotide messenger RNA. The record is from the annotation of a GenBank genome assembly. Lineage: Eukaryota; Metazoa; Rotifera; Eurotatoria; Philodinida; Philodinidae.